UGGAUUAGGCCUCCUGCGCCACAGCAUUUCGGGUCCGAGACUCAACACCACCGUGUCUCGCGCCCGAGAGGUGCUGUGGAAGAGGUCGAGGACCCGAAGUAAGGGAUUUUGGGAUCGUAAAUCUUGCAGAUCUCACAGAGUGCCAGUAAAUAAAUAGGCAUAUGGGUUCGAGUAAAUGCGGCACCAGCACCAAGCACUUCCUCUUUACCUUGUUAACCUUACACCUUUAUUACCAUGGCCUCCAAAGAAGCCCAUACCUCAUCUAAGCAGUCGGUCAAGUCCGACCAGCUGGUUGAUGCAUCUAAAUCUGAAUCUCAGUCAGCUUCUGUUUCGCAUUCUCAAUACCCAUCAACAAAACGUGUGGCAAUCACCAUGUCUUCCAUCUACAUUACCAUGUUUCUCAUCGCACUUGACAAGACCAUCCUCGUCCCCGCGAUUCCAGUAAUCACCAACCACUUUCAGUCUCUGGGUGACAUCGGUUGGUAUGGCAGCGCGUACAUGCUCACGUUAUGCGCUUUCCAGCUCUUCUGGGGCCGCAUAUACACGCUGUCAUCGACCUCGUGUCUGCCAAAACCAUUCGACUCGCCUAAAUCAAUCCUCCUUGCAGCCAUCACGGUCUUCGAAGUUGGGUCCGCGAUCUGUGGCGCAGCUGCCAGCUCCUCAAUGUUCAUUGCUGGACGCGCUAUAGCUGGGCUCGGUAGUGCUGGCAUGAUGAAUGGCGCGAUCGUAGUCAUGAUCGCCAUUGUGCCCUUGAAGAAGAGACCGUUGCUUCAAGGCCUGAUCGGCGCCGUGUUUGGUAUUGCAAGCGUGGUUGGACCUAUGCUUGGUGGAGUUUUCACCGAGAAAGCCUCAUGGAGAUGGUGCUUCUACAUCAACCUGCCGCUUGGUGCAGUCGUGGUGGCCAUCUUGGUCGUGGUGCUUCGAUUGCCGAAGAUUGACAGCGAAAGAGCCUCGACCGAGAAAAGAUCCGUCGCCCAGAUCUUCUCAAGCCUUGACCCUUUUGGCCUUGCGACAUUCAUACCAUCCAUCAUAUGCCUCUUGCUGGCCCUUCAGUGGGGAGGCACAACCUAUGAUUGGUCCAACUGGCGCAUCAUCCUGCUUCUCACGCUCUCACCGAUUUUACUUGCCGCUUUCUUAGCCACUCAAAUUCUUCGACCAAAGACUGCCAUCCUUCCAAUACGCAUCCUUACGCAACGCAGCAUAGCCCUGUCCUUCCUCUUCACCUUCUCCAGCCAAGCCGCCAUGUUGGUCAUAACGUACUACAUUCCGCUCUACUUCCAGGCUAUUAAGAACUUUUCGCCUCUUGAUUCUGGGCUGGCCCUUCUGCCGUUUCUGCUAUCUCUCGUAAUCGGAUCCAUUGUUGCCGGCGGCCUGGUUCAGCGCCUUGGCUAUCCAGCCCCAUUUAUGAUUGCAUCGGCGAUUCUCGGUAGCAUUGGCGCAGGAGUGAUAUCAACGUGGCCAGUCGAUGUUCAUCAGUCAAUGUGGAUCGGUACCCAAGUUUUAUUCGGCUUCGGGGCCGGCAUUGGCAUGCAGCAACCCACCAUUACAGCUCAGAUCGUGCUCCCAAAGAAAGAUCAUCCGACAGGUAUAGCACUCAUGUUCUUCGGCCAGAAUCUAGGUGGUGCCAUCUUUGUCAGCGUAGCUCAGAACGUUUUCAUCGAUGCAUUGGCAAGCAAGCUGAGCAGAGUACCCGGACUGCAUCUUGACAAAGCAAGCAUUGUUCGUUUGGGUGCAACAUCAAUCAAAACUGCUGUGGCACCGCAAAAUCUGGAAAUGGUCAUUGAAAGCUAUCGUGGUGCUCUCCGUAGCGCUUUCUUAGUGGGAACAGGGCUUGUUGCUUUUAGCGCAAUCGGUGCGAUAUUUGUGGAAUGGAGAAGCACGAAAGAGAACAAGGGAGAAACAGCAGGCGCUGACAGCACUGAGCAGAAAGUUUAACCAUCUGGAUGAGAAGUAUGGAUACCACUAAUGUAUCGUCUAUGUAGUUGCGUUGGUAUCAAAUGUUAUUCUACACUUCA
Messenger RNA from Boeremia exigua, 2015 nucleotides. Its product is annotated as putative efflux pump antibiotic resistance protein. The transcript has 2 exons. Gene Ontology annotation, molecular function: transmembrane transporter activity. NCBI's taxonomy places the organism in Eukaryota, Fungi, Ascomycota, Dothideomycetes, Pleosporales, Didymellaceae. Bases 235 to 1935 code for a protein of 566 amino acids. Gene Ontology annotation, biological process: transmembrane transport. The record is from RefSeq and is a predicted model, not a curated record.